AAAUGAGCUGAAGAUGAGUGUGCUGGCACUUGCACUUUGCAGAAUCUAAAUCUUGACUUUAGAUAAGGUUAUGGUUAUCGAUAUCUUCACAAUCUUUUUUCUAUAUAUUCCCUAUAUUUUACUUAAUUCUUUUUAUUUUUGUUGCUUGAAUUGUAAUUGACGAACGACCUUGUUUUGUCACUGAACUAGAACUUGGACAAUCGCGUAAAUAAAAAAAAAUGAGUUUGUAUGCGACCAGACUGGUAGCCGUAAGGUCAUCAAUAACCGGAAUUGGUCUAGAAAGUACGCAGAUACCAAGGAAUUUCCACAUAACCUCCGCCCAGUUAACUACCACAAAACCAAAGCAAAAAAUGCCACUUAGUCCUAAACUUAUCGGUGAAGAACGUGAUCAACAACUGAAACCUUUAUUGCUAACAGGUUGGUCUGUAGUUAAGGAUCGGGAUGCAAUCCACAAAGAAUAUCUGUUUAAAAAUUUCAACGAGGCGUUUGGCUUUAUGAGCAGAGUUGCUUUGUUAGCAGAAAAAAUGGAUCAUCAUCCUGAAUGGUUUAACGUGUAUAAUAAGGUGCAGGUAACGUUAGCUUCACACGAUGUCAGUGGUAUCAGUUCUCGGGAUGUAAAAAUGGCUAACUUUAUGGAAACUGUCUUCUCGUCAUAUAGCAAGUAAUUAUUUCUUCUCACCCUGCAAAUUGAUGUGGUCCAAUUGAUAUGAUUUUGAUAUUAAGUUUAUGUACUUAAAAAUUAUAUACGGAUGUUGUAACUA
Messenger RNA from Photinus pyralis (common eastern firefly), 761 nucleotides. RefSeq names its product probable pterin-4-alpha-carbinolamine dehydratase. The record is from RefSeq and is a predicted model, not a curated record. Gene Ontology annotation, biological process: tetrahydrobiopterin biosynthetic process. NCBI's taxonomy places the organism in Eukaryota, Metazoa, Arthropoda, Insecta, Coleoptera, Lampyridae. Bases 219 to 665 code for a protein of 148 amino acids. The transcript is spliced from 3 exons. Gene Ontology annotation, molecular function: 4-alpha-hydroxytetrahydrobiopterin dehydratase activity.